Molecule: messenger RNA, 6078 nt
Organism: Podarcis lilfordi (Lilford's wall lizard)
Lineage: Eukaryota; Metazoa; Chordata; Lepidosauria; Squamata; Lacertidae
Source: the annotation of a GenBank genome assembly
AUGAAACUUUACUUUUCAAUGGUUAGUCAGCGCACAGCUCCAACAGGACCUCCUCUUUGCUCCUCCAGGAUCUCAAAGAUCAACCCUGCGCUUUGCUGGACCACAGACCAAAUGAACAGGUGAGAGACACUGUUACCUUGCUGGCACAGAAUCCUGAAGGUGAGAACUUAACUCUCAGAGAGCUAUGAUCCCUGACUUUGCAUUCCACUUGCCCAACUUCGGGCUCAACCCUAUGACCGUGAAGUUAAGAGUCUCAUGCUCUACUAAGCUACAUAUAUGCUUGCAACUAGAGAGUUGGAAAGUGAACUGUGGGAGGAAAGUUGUGUAUGCUGUUGACCAUUCCUAUGUUUAACCUUCUUCAUAACAAUUAUUUAAAAAAUUUCUUUUUAGUAAACUUUAAACCUUUAAUCUUAAAAUUUGGGGGGUCUCCAUUGAUUCAGCACCCACAUCUAAAAGUCCAGUUCCACACCACCUUAGAGGUCCUUGAGGAAGACCCAGGGACGGUUUUAGGCUGUGUGGUGGAAGGUAGCCUUGUAGGAAAUCAAAUCCUUUCACCUGGUAGCAGUAAAGUUUUAAAAGGAAGGGUGUGCAAUAAGAGGUGGACACUCUGUCCUAGCCAGAACUCCUUUCUGCACAUGGCUCAGGUCCCAGGGUGCAGCUGGGGAGCCGUCAGCCCUGCUUGUGCUGUGCUGUGUAGUUGCCUCUCGAGGCGGCAAUAAUGCAGUAACACUGGGAAGCUUUGCACAACUAAUAAAGUGGAACGAAGCAUGGACAAUCCAGUAUAAAUCCACCACUAAGACAAUAAUAUUUUGUCAAUGGCAUGCUACAAAAUACACCUGUAAAAAGACUCCCACCAGUCUGUAGGGACCCCCAAUAUAUCUAAAUGUCACUGAUUUUAUUACUCUUGCCAGAAACAUGACCAUCUGACUGGUUUUUAUCUUUGUAGCUGGGCUUUGUUUUGUUGGAACGGUUGUUCAGAUAUUUAAUUUGUGUCUAUCUUAGCACUGGAUUUGAUCUAUUGAUAGGUUGAUUUCACUGACUAUAAAAACGGUUUUAUUGUAUGGUUUAAUUCUCACUGUUUUCCUUUGUAUGUCUCCAUAUUUAUGAUAAAUAAAUACACCAUAGUGCACAUGCCACCCUUUUCAAAUAUCUACCGGUACACUUCAAUGUGUCUGGUGUUCAGCCUCCACCCUAUUGUAAAACACCACUGUAAAUGGACAGCUGAGAAGUGGAAGCUGUUUGCACAGUCUUUGCUGUUUUGCAUAAAAAAUGUUUGAAGUAGCUUUAUAUCACUAAAAGCUUUCAGCAGUAAGGAUGCCCCAACCCCUAACGCUAACCAGGAAAUAUUGUGAUAACAUUGUACAAUGGGGUGUUCUAGGGGGUGUCCCUAUUGUGGACAGGUUGUAUAUGUGCACCUCUGGGGCAGAGGAGUAAAAUGUUUUGAAAGGUGAAACCAGUCAGGUGGACGUGUUUGCAAAACUGUACUUAAAGCGGGGGGUAGUUUGGUUGGUGAAUGAAACUUCUGGAAAGAAAAUUGUGCAUUUGAAGGUACGUGGCUUUUGACAAAGUAAUGGUGAAAAAUAACAGUAGGCAGGCUUUUAUAUCUUCUGGAUUCAUAUUCCAAGUAAGGCUAUCAACAGAUUGAUGCUGUACAUUAAUGUCUUAAGAUAUAUAUUGAUAAUUAUUGCUCAUAAAUUAUUGAUCUGAUUAACAGCUUAUCUCUAAUAGACUUAAUUAAUUAAUUACCAGUUAAACCCUCAGUAGAGACAAUGUUUUGAGAAGGCUGAGGGAAGUAUCUGUAUUGGGAGUUUUAGCGGUUUCUUUUGACUCUGCUGCAGAUUCAAAUUGGGUUGGGUUAGGAAUGUCAUCUUAAUUGCACUUCAAGGACCUUAGUUUCAAUUAACAUUAAAAAAAAAACAAACCAACCUGGUGGUGAUUAUAGAUAAUAAUUAAGUUAUACCAUGGGAUUGAUCACCACCUUCUGCAAGUUAAUUGAUUCCCUCCUUCUCCAAGGUGUUUUUACUUUUCUGAAGGACAAACUACGGUACACAUAACACACAAAAUGCCCUCCAUCUUCCUUUCUCCCUUCCUGAUCCCAGAUGCCCAUUUAUCAUGGGAAAUACACUUCUGGAAUUCCACUGGGAUAGAAAUGAGAGUUAAAACAGCCGGGGGGGGGGGGGAGUUUCAUAUGCCCUUCAGCAUGGAGGUUGUGCACUGAAAGCCCUAUAUUUUUCUGUAUAUAGAAAAUGAAAACCUUGAUCCUGUCUUUCACACAUUGACAUGUAACAUGUAGUUUGCCCCAGAUGUAUCAGCAUAUGCUAUCUGUAGUAUUGGCUGGGAGGUUCAGGCCACAUUUAUACCAUAUAUUUAAAGCACGAUGAUAUCCCUUUAAACAGUUAUUGCUUCCUCCAAACAAUUCUGGGAGUUGUAGUUAAGGGUGCUGAGAGUUGUUAGGAUAUCCCUAUUUCCCUCCCAGGGCCACAAUUCCUAGAGUGGUGUAAGAAUCAACCCGUCUUUGCAGGCAACCCUAGUCAUUGUGGCUCUGUGAGGACAAUAGACGUCUCUUAGUAACUCUCAGUACCACAUUAGCUAUAUACCCAUCCAUGACCAACAGUACUUCUGUCUUAUCUGAAUGAAGUUCCGUUCAGUUGCUUACAGCCACCAGGUAGUUCAGGUUUUCAGCCAUGGGUCAGAUUUGUGCAAUUCUCCACCUCUCCCCAGUGCAACAUUUCAAAAAGAAGCUCAAUCUUGCUCAAGUGACUCGGAGAGACUCAUGGCAUAAAUGGAAAUAGUGAUGAUGACUUAUAAUCUUAGAUGUCUUCUAGUGACCGUGUCAUUGGUGCAGGUUUGCUGACACUGUGUAUCCUGCAAGAAAAGAAACACACCUAAAGAAAAUCCCCAAACAGAUUCUCUGACAGUGCUCAGCCUCAGCGAGCUUAGCACCAGCACUGGAAAAUGUCAGGGUCAGUAUUGCAGAGAACAGGCACAGGAAGUCCUAAAUCAGACAGCAGUGCCUCCCACCCUCCCUUGACUGGAAGCAGAAGUGAAAAAGGGAAGAGUGGGAAUUCUCUCUGCAGUGGCACCAAGAAUCCUGGGGGCCUCACAUUUCCUUUAUGGGGAACAAUGCAGCACCCAUGUGGCCUCUGUAAUACAAAAAGUAAUAGGCCUCAUGGCCCCCUACUGGUAUCUUCAGUUGGUUCCAAUAAAUACAUUGUUCCUAUGCGGGUGGCGCUGUGGGUUAAACCACAUAGCCUAGGGUUUGCCGAUCAGAAGGUCGGCGGUUCGAAUCCCCGCGACGGGGUGAGCUUCCAUUGCUCGGUCCCUGCUCCUGCCAACCUAGCAGUUCGAAAGCACAUCAAAGUGCAAGUAGACAAAUAGGUACUGCUCUGGCGGGAAGGUAAACGGCAUUUCCGUGCACUGCUCUGGUUUCGCCAGAAGCGGCUUAGUCAUGCUGGCCACAUGACCCGAAAGCUGUACGCCAGCUCCCUCGGCCAGUAAAGCGAGAUGAGCGCCGCAACCCCAGAGUUGUCCGCGACUGGACCUAACAGUCAGGAGUCCCUUUACCUUUAUGUCUUCUUAUGACUCAACUCUUACUUUCUGGUUAGAUUAUGAUGCUGAUAAUCCCAAGGUUGCAGGUUCGAUCCCCGUAUGGGAUGACUGCAUAUUCUUGUAUUGCAGGGGCUGGACUAGAUGAUCUUCAGGGUCCCUUCCAACUCUAUGAUUCUACUUCCUCAUGCUUUUCCUCCAAAUUUUGCCAUUUGUGACAUGGCAAAGUAUGCAAUAGCUGGAUUUUAUUUUUUUUAAUCUGUACAGGAAAUUCUUCACCAGCAUGAUGAAAUUCACCAUAUUCCUGAUCUUUGCUGUGGUGUUUCCUGCAAAAUAUGCAAGUCCUCAGUCAUGUGUUAUCGAUACUCUGAUUAAUGGGAAGAUCCAGGCAGCAAUUGAUUCCAAAGGUAUUUGGAUCCAAGGCCUCUUUAUGAUGCUUAAAAAUCUGUUCCCUAUUGUCAUUCUAAGAUUCCCAGGUUCUUCCAGAAUUGUCUGCUUCUAAUAAUAAUGUUGAAUGCUUCAUUUGGAGAUUAUUGUAUCACCGAAGUUUUACUCACUGUAAGGUAAAAAGGGGCAUGAACCGUAAACCCAUCACCCAUACCAGAAAAAUCCUUCCAUUUUUCCUAGAUUAAAUUCACUCCAGUUUGGUAAAGUUAGCUUCAACUGGGGAUCUUGUUUGAUUCAUAGAUCUGAUUUCUCAUUGGAAAGUGUCUGGAGAUGCUGCAAUUCAGAGUUGUUGUUGUUUUUUGUUAUUCUGCUGCAUUAAAGAAUUUAUGUUAGCUCUAAUUGUGAUCUCUAAUUAGAGAUCACACUAGACAAGAGUUUCAAAAAGCAUGGGGAAAAUGCAGAGAAUACUUCACAAAACAGUGCCCUAAAAUACAUACCUGGACUUGUUUCGAUUAAUGUCUGCAGGAGACUUUGUGGAUAUUUAAGUUAUAAUUAGAAAAAUCUUAAUAAUUAUUCAUAAAAGAAACAGUUUAUAAGAAAUAAAUAAGAAGGCCAGAUACAGGAUAAAGGAAGUCUUUUAUUUCGUUGUUUGUAUUGUUAUGCUCACUGUAUGUUAUGUUCACAUUUAAUGAGGGUGGAUUGUGUAUUGGGGUGGGGAGUUUAUAUUAUGUUGUAAAUAUUCCAAUAAAAAAGUAUUUAAAAAAAGAAAAGAAUUUAUGUUAGGACAGCUGGCAUUUUCUGUAAUGCAUAGUUAAGAGUCCAAUACAGAAAUAACAGUUGAUGCUCUGAUUUAAGUGAGUUUAAAAUGCAAAACUGAACACAUUGUACUAAUUUUGAAAAUUGGUUGGCAAAUUGUUGUUUUUCUUGCAGUUGUAAAACACACAAUGGUGAUGUAGGGGAAACAGAAAUGUUAAUUGUUUGCUUUACAGCUGAAGUGGCACAUAAUUUAAUUUUAAUUUGCUUUAAAUCAAGGGAAGAGAAAGUGGCAACGCUAAUGUUUAGCCUUGUUUUCUUGUGGCUCAGAUAGAAAAAUCUGGGGAGACAGUCAUUUCUGCUCCCAAUCUUUGUGUAGACAGACACAAAAAUGAUUAGAAAUUUUGUUAACAAGGAGCAACCAAGAACCAGGAGGGUUAAAAAAAAAGUUUUCAGACUAGGAGAUGCCUGUCAUAACUUUUCUCUUGCCCUGAGAAUUCCUUAAGAGCUGUGAACUGAACAGUUCUCGAUUGUGUGAAAGAUUUUGCAUCUUCAGGAGCUACUGAUAUAUAGCAUGCACAAGCAAUUCAGAGAGAUUCAUGUGACAAAUGCAAUAUGGAAAUCAAUCUUGCAUCUUUGAGGGAGUAGGAUGAUUUUUUAGCUAUGGGGUCAAGCAUACAAGUCUUCUCUUGGAGGGCAGGGCAUAUACUUCAAAUGUAUGGGGUGUAUACAGCCUCAGAAUGAAUAGUAUGUUGCUUGUAGCUAUCUAAAUAGCAGCAAGAACAAAGAAAGCUUUUCUAUUUGAGCAAUGAUGGCAUGCAGUAGAACCCUAAUCCUCCUGUCUUUAUUUACAGUGCACUCAAUUCUGGCAAAGAGACGGCUGAUUUGCACAACCGCAUUUUCUCGUGGUGCUAAUGCCUACUGUCCUUCAGGUAAGACAUAUUUUGCGGAGAAGAGCAGAGACUGGGAGGGUAUUAGGAGCAGGGACAUGGAGGACAGGAAAAUGACUUACUCUGUGGGUAGCAGCUAAACACAUCCCUAUGGAUGUCUGCUUGCUUUGUUUGGUCAUGCGUAUAAAAUCCAAGGUCAUGGCUGAGGGAAACUGGUUGGGUGUCUAAAACUGUGGCAUUAGCACAGCAGCACCAAGGACUUGCACCUCAGCUGUGAUGGUGUCUGAUCAGGUGGAUAUCCUCCACAUCAUGGGGAUAAAAGUGCUCCGCUGCCUGUUUCUCUAACUUCUCUUUUCUACUCCCAGGGUACCUGGCCACUGGAUGUGCCUGUGGAAUGGCUUGUGGUUCCUGGGAUAUACGUGGCGAUGCUACCUGUCACUGCCAGUGUGCCAACAUUGACUGGACUUCUGCCCGGUGCUGCAAAGUGGCCAUUGUUGGCUGA